GCAUCUCAUUAUCCCGCCCUCCGUGAAUACUCAGUGAGGCUCCCCCUUCAGGGGACAGGCCCGAGGCGCGUCGCCAUAGCAACAGGCGGGAUCCCCAGGGCGCAGCGCUCAUGCGCACACAGCCAGGUCCAUAGGAGGCCCGCUUUCUACACUGCGCAUGCGCCUCUCAGUGCGCCGGGAAGCUUGCGGAGGCAGGCCGGAGCGCAUGCGCAGAAAGUGACCGUAGCCAAGGCUCGAUAACGGGCGCGUAAGCUCACAGCGCAUGCGGAAUGGAAGUAAGCACACCCCCCCCCACCCCCUCCUUUGGGGGAAAGGAGGGAGGGGCGAGAAUUGCGCGCUAGCACGCAGGCGCUGCAUCCAGAUAACGUUUCCUGCUCCCCUUUCAGACCCUGCCAACACGCAUGCGCAGUCGACUCUCGGGUCCUGGCGGGGUCCCCCGCCGCGCACGCGCCCCCUGGCCGGCGCCCCUGAUUGGCCGGCGGGCGGGCCACGCGCCAAAUACAAAGAGGCGCGAGGCAGCGCGGGCGGCUGGGCGAGAGCUAGGCUGCGGCCGCUGGGGUUGAGCGUAGCGCGGCCAGGGACGACGAGGAGCGACCCUGGCAGCCGGACGCCUGCGGGCGGUCGGGCGCGGGCGGUCGGGCUGAGGGGCCCGCGGGAGCCCGCAGGGAGCAGGUGGGCCCGCGCCAGGGCGAGAACGUUCCUAUGCGACUCCUCUCCACAGCCGGCGUCUCGCCGCUCUUCCCACCAUGCGUUGCGGCGGCCCGACUAGUGCGCAGGCGCGGGCCCGCCCCUGGGCGCGGGAGGGGGGGGGAAGGAGGCCCGGCGCCAUUUUCGUGGCUCGGCGCAUCGCAGCGCCGCCCUUGCCGCGCACAGCCACCGCCCCUGCAAGGCGGGCCCGGCCUGUACCAAGUCCCGCGGGUGGGGCCGGGCGGGUGGUAGCGCCCAGCCCUGGCGGCCGGGGCGGCAGUGGGCCGGAGCGCCUCGGCGGCCAUUUUGUGAGGGAGGGUGGGGGGGCCGCGACCGUUAGGAGCGGGCGGGGCCGGCGGCCAAUGAGUGCGCGGCCCACGUGGGGGGGAGGUGCCGGCCAAUGAGGGCGCCGCACCACCCGGCGGCCUCUCUCCCCCCGGGCGCGGUGCCGUGCCAGCCAAUCAGCGCCGGCGCCGCGACCGCCCUCGCGCCGCCACCCGCCUGCUCCCGCCCGCCCGCUCCGCGCGCUCCCUCCGCCUCCCCCCGCCCGCGCCGCGCGCUCCCCGCCCCGCCCGCCGCCCGCGGGCCCGGCCGGGCCCCCCCCCCACCGACAUGGACCCCGGCAACUGGAGCAGCUUCAUCUUCCAGAGCCACGCGCAGAACCCGCUGCCCGUGGGCGCCGACCUGCAGUCCCGCUUCUUCGCCGCGCCCGGCUGCGCGCAGAGCCCCUUCCAGGCGGCGGCCGCAGCGCCACCCCCGCCCCCACCCUCGGGGCCACCUGAGGGGCUGCAGGUUGACCUGCUGCCGGUGCUGGCGGCCGCCCAGGAGUCAGCCGCCGCCGCUGCUGCCGUAGCUGCCGCCGCUGCCGCCGCCGCAGCCCAGACCCCCGCCCCGGCCCCCACCGCCGCCUCCACCGUCGACACCGCCGCCCUCAAGGCCCCGCCCCCAGCCCCACCCGCCCCGGAGCCGCCCGCCCCGCCUGCCACCGCCCCCAGCCAGGCCCCCCCCUCAGCCGCAUCCGCGGCGGCCAUCGCCCAGGCGCCGCCCGUGCCAGCCCCCGCCCCGGCCCCAUCCGCCGAGGCGCAGAAGAAGUCGAAGAGCAAGGGCCCCUACAUCUGCUCGCUCUGCGCCAAGGAGUUCAAGAACGGCUACAACCUGCGGCGACACGAGGCCAUCCACACAGGCGCCAAGGCGGCCCGGCCUGCGCCCGGCGCCAUGAAGAUGCCCACCAUGGUGCCACUGAGCUUGCUGAGCGUGUCAGCACUGGGCGGGGAGGCGGGGCCGGCGGCGGGUGCAGGCGGCACAGGCGGGGGCCUGGUGACCACCACAGCCUCGGGCAAGCGCAUCCGCAAGAACCACGCCUGCGAGAUGUGUGGCAAGGCCUUCCGUGACGUCUAUCACCUCAACCGGCACAAGCUGUCGCACUCGGACGAGAAGCCCUACCAGUGCCCCGUCUGCCAGCAGCGCUUCAAGCGCAAGGACCGCAUGAGCUACCACGUGCGCUCGCACGACGGGGCCGUGCACAAGCCCUACAUCUGCAGCCACUGCGGCAAGAGCUUCUCCCGGCCAGACCACCUGAACAGCCACGUGCGCCAGGUGCACUCCACAGAGCGGCCGUUCAAGUGUGAGACGUGCGAGGCGGCCUUCGCCACCAAGGACCGGCUGCGGGCCCACACGGUGCGGCACGAGGAGAAGGUGCCGUGUCACGUGUGUGGCAAGAUGCUGAGCGCCGCCUACAUCACCGACCACAUGAAGGUGCACAGCCAGGGCCCCCACCACGUCUGCGAGCUCUGCAAUAAAGGCUUCACCACGGCGGCCUACCUGCGGGUGCACGCGGUCAAGGACCACGGACUGGCGGCCCCGCGGCCCGAGCGCUUCCUGUGCAAGCUCUGCGGCGUGCACUGUACCGGUGAGCCCUGCCCGCUGGCAGCCGCAGCGGCUGCGCCCCCAGUGUCGGCGGUGACGGUGCUGCCCAUGGAGGGGGCCCCAGUGGUCAGCCAGGCCCUCCCCACCCAGCCCUGGUGACCCUGCAGCACCCCUGCCCCUGGACCAACCCCCUCCCCCGCGGUCAGACACCGAUGGACCGGCCUGGACCCGCCGCUGGAUGACCGGACCCGUCGCAACCCAGCACUGCCCCCCCCGCCCCCCCCAUGGUGACCCGCCCGCGGCCCCCUUCAUGAACUGGACUGGACACGGCCCGGCUGCAGCGCCCCUGCAGAGUGCACCCCUGCCCCCAGCCCCGGCCCUCGUGAACCAGCCCGCGCCCCCUGCCCCUCCCCCGCGGCCUGGCCUGGCCUGGCUCGGUCUGGGCUGGACGUUACCGGUUGUGGGGCUGGGCUGCCUCUGCCGGACCCGGGGUCAGCACCCCCUCGGGUUGGAUCCCCCUCGUGUUUGUCCCCCGCAUGCCCGUGGCGCGGCCCCUUUUGUAUCGUGUCGGCGGCGCCGCAGCCGCCCUAAUAAACAGGAUUGGUACA
Messenger RNA from Alligator mississippiensis (American alligator), 3161 nucleotides. It is a transcript of the gene MAZ, whose product is annotated as MYC associated zinc finger protein. The record is from RefSeq and is a predicted model, not a curated record. The coding region runs from base 1300 to 2712 and encodes 470 amino acids. Gene Ontology annotation, molecular function: RNA polymerase II cis-regulatory region sequence-specific DNA binding; DNA-binding transcription factor activity, RNA polymerase II-specific. Gene Ontology annotation, biological process: regulation of DNA-templated transcription. The transcript is spliced from 7 exons. Lineage: Eukaryota; Metazoa; Chordata; Crocodylia; Alligatoridae.